GGUCCAGUCCUUAAAUAAAUGACCACCUACCCGGAGCACCGGGCCAUGAAAAAAGGAACUCGCCCAAUCUCAACACAAGCAACACUACACCGAGCAGCUGUGUUUUUGUCAGAGCUGAGGAGUCGUCCAUACGUCCGCAAGAGUUAAACGAAAGAGUCCACAAUGAAGACCCAAACUUGUUUCGCCUUCUCCAUACAACUAUUUGCUAUUUGUUUUCUGGUUGGUGCCAUUUACAUAGUGAAUGGUGACUACUGUGAGAUAAAUGUCUGCAGUAAUGGGGGGAGCUGUGUGACUGGCCCCAGAUCCUCCUUCAUCUGUAUCUGCCCCGAUGGCUAUAAUGGGGACACGUGCAAUGACACCGAGACUGGGCCCUGCAACCCAAACCCCUGCAAGAACGAUGCCUUCUGCGACGUGACUGGCCAGAAACGCAGAGGGGACGUCUUCAGCGAGUACAUCUGCAAGUGCCAGGAUGGCUUUGAUGGAGUCCACUGCCAGAACAAUGUGAAUGACUGUGCCAACCAGCCGUGCCAAAACGGUGGCUCCUGUAGGGACCUGAAUGGAGACUUCAACUGCCGCUGUCCGUCCCCCUACGUGGGCAAGCACUGCCAACUGCGUUGUAUCUCUCUGUUGGGAAUGGAGGGCGGAGGCAUUGCUGAGUCUCAGAUCUCGGCCUCGUCGGUGCACUACGGAUUCCUGGGCCUGCAGCGCUGGGGGUCUGAGCUGGCACGCCUCAACAACAAGGGCCUGGUUAACGCCUGGACCUCAGCCUCCUAUGACAGGAACCCCUGGAUUGAGAUUAACAUGCAGAGGAAGAUGCGUUUCUCGGGCAUCGUGACGCAGGGCGCCAGCCGCAUGGGGUCAGCAGAGUUCAUCAAGGCCUUUAAGGUGGCGUCCAGUCUGGACGGAAGGACCUACACUAUGUACCGCCUGGACAGACAGACGAAGGAAGCUGUGUUUGUGGGGAACGUGGACAACGACAGCACCAAGACCAACCUGUUUGACCCUCCAAUUAUCAGCCAGUACUUCCGCAUCAUCCCCGUGGUCUGUCGCAAGGCCUGCACCCUGCGCUUUGAGCUGGUGGGCUGUGAGCUCAAUGUGUAUUCAAACACGGCAGGUUGCUCCGAGCCCCUGGGCAUGAAGUCGCGCCUGCUCGCCGACCGCCAGAUCUCGGCCUCCAGCGUCUACCGCACCUGGGGCAUUGAGGCGUUCACCUGGCAACCACACUACGCUCGGCUGGACAAGCAGGGCAAGACCAACGCCUGGACGGCGGACACCACCAAACGCAAUGAGUGGCUGCAGGUGGACCUGGAGUCUCCUAAGAAAAUCACAGGUAUCAUCACCCAGGGGGCCAAGGACUUUGGCGCGGUCCAGUUUGUCUCUGCCUUCAAGGUGUCCUACAGUGACGAUGGGCAAUUCUGGAGCAUAGUCAAGGACGAUGUCACCAGCACAGACAAGAUCUUCCCAGGCAACAGCGACAACAAUGUCCACAAGAAGAACCUGUUCGAGCCUCCGUUCUACGCCCGAUUCGUCCGCAUCCUGCCGUGGGCUUGGCACGGGCGCAUCACCUUGCGAAUGGAGCUGCUGGGCUGUGACGAGUAGCCCCGCCCAGGUCUCCUCUUUCCCCGCCCCCCUCUUCCUUUCGUUCCAAAACCUCCUGAGCCACACCUGCACUGCCUUGCUCAGAUCUGUAGAGGGCAGCAAAACACCACGCCACCACCACAACCCUGCCCCGACUAAUGGUUACUGCUAGAAUUGGGUAGGGGUCAUCUGAUCCUAGAUCUGUGCUUAAGGUCAACUUGUACCUCGAGCACACAGACUACUGCUGUGAACUGGAUGGACUCUGAAACUGUCCUUCCUAGAUCAAGGCCUCUGUGUUCAGAGUUUCAGAGUAGGAGUGUUGAUCUUAUUCAUUAUCAUCAUUUUUUUUUUCACAAAAGGCAAAA
Oncorhynchus gorbuscha (pink salmon) is the source of this 1943-nucleotide messenger RNA. RefSeq names its product EGF-like repeat and discoidin I-like domain-containing protein 3. Bases 163 to 1599 code for a protein of 478 amino acids. The record is from RefSeq and is a predicted model, not a curated record. The transcript has 10 exons. Gene Ontology annotation, molecular function: calcium ion binding. NCBI's taxonomy places the organism in Eukaryota, Metazoa, Chordata, Actinopteri, Salmoniformes, Salmonidae.